Molecule: messenger RNA, 1934 nt
Organism: Xenopus tropicalis (tropical clawed frog)
Lineage: Eukaryota; Metazoa; Chordata; Amphibia; Anura; Pipidae
Product: vascular endothelial growth factor receptor 3-like
Exons: 3
Coding region: 100-429 (109 amino acids)
Source: RefSeq, a predicted model, not a curated record
UUUUGCAGAUACUAUAACUGCAUAUCAUUUCCCGGUUGUUUCACUGGGGGUAUCCAAAUCCACUGCCCUUCACAGCUCAAAACGUUUGAGGAGUAUCCCAUGGCCAGCAUGACUAAAAGUCACCAAGACAGUCAAACAGACAGUGGGAUGGUGCUGGCAUCAGAAGAGCUGGAAAGGAUAGAGAAAGAACACAGAACGGAAGGAGGACACAGUAAAGGGUCUCGGAGAAACAAGGACAUGACACCAGAACACUCAUCCCCGUUCCACAGGAGUCAGGCUUCAUACCCACCCCACACUGGGGGCCAGACAUUUUACAACAGUGAAUAUGGGGAGCUCUCAGAACUGUCAGAGGGGGACAGCUAUACUCCCCCUGGGGGUUGUGCCAGCCCCAGGAUCAUCCACGCAUCGUUCUUUUCAGAUGAAAACUAAGGACCUUUCAGGCAAGGAGAGGCCCUGAAUAUAUUUGUGGGACUUUCUGCUCUCUAAAUAUACACUGCAUACAACAAACUGAAGGGGAAACAAAUUGGCUUCCUCCCCACAAAAAGGCUGAGACAGAGAUGCUGGACUACUCUCCUGUUACAGCCACUGGACACACACAGAAGUGAUAACAGGACAAAAUGGACUUUUAUGCCUAAAGUUUGAGAAUCUUUGAAGGGAAAAAAAGAUGUUUAUUUGCCAUCAACAUUGCCCAUUGGCUACUAAAAAGGAUGCAGCAUCUGCAUAACAUUUAGAUACAAAACCAGUUGUUCCUAUAAGUGACCAAUCAAAUACACUACAGAAAUUACCUGUUUUGUUUUAAACCAUGCAGUGAAGUUAGGAAGUUUAGGAAGGCUCUAGAUCUGAAACAUGGGAAAUAGAGGGUACAGUAGUUACAAAUCUCACUGCAUGGGUGCUAGUAACUAUAGUCCAUAAAGUUCAAAAGCAUAGCUCUCAGCAGGACUUAGUAAUUAAACAAAACCUUUUUUAUUCAUUAGUAGCCCAAUAUUUCAGUCCCCACUUGUCACCUUUCAUAAGGGAAAAUAAAAUGAACUUUUGCUUUGUUUUCACUUGAGAAAAGUGAGGGGACAAGUGGUGACUGGAAGCCAGAAGGCUAAAUAAAGUGGAGGUACUCUUAACCCUAGGACAUGGCAUAAAAAGGAAGGAAGACAUGAUAUUAAGUGCACUAAUUAUGGUUAUAAAUGGAAAAGACCAGAUAAAACUAAGUCACACUGCCACAUUUUGAGGCUGGUACUGUCUGACAAGCAAAGCCAAUUUGGGGCAUUUUGACUGCAUUUUUUAGCAAGUAAAAACACAGUGGGCAAAAUAACUCCCAGGAUGCCCUAUGUGCUAAUGCCCUUUAAAACAUAUUUUCAGAUUUCUGUGUCACCAUGGUCACUGGAAGAGAUGAGCAAGAUCAUCGGAAUGAGACCUUUCUUGUGAAAGGUAGAAUUUAAAAGCAAAGUCUAUUGAAGGUAUAUUGAAGGAAGAUUAUACAUUUACCCCUUAACAUGUCCAUUUGAAAAAAACUAAUGGAAAAUAAUAAAAUAAGGUUUAACCAUAUGCAUGCUAGCCAUCUUGGAACGUGCUGCACCACAUAGGAUUGACAGUCUAACAGAAUCUAAAGGGUUAAAUGCCCCUUUGAGAACAACAUUCUUUAAUGUAUAGGCUCACAGCUGCAGUAUGCUUUCCUUCCAGCAGAGGGAGUACAGUGCUUCCAGCAUUCCUCUUCUAUUGCCCAGUAAGCGGUAUAAAAGUGCUACACUCUCACCGACAUUCCAUAUAUUAAAUAAUCAGUUCAACAACCCCCUUUUUUUAAAAAAAAUAUGUGGAUGGGAUCUUAAAAAUGAACACAAAGAAGAGGAAGUGACAUGCACCGUACAGUUGCAAUGCUGAUGUUUGUUUUGUUACAUAUAAUAGAUACCUUUAUAUAUAAGUAUAUAUAUGAGUAUACAACA